CCAGCCGCUCCCACUUCCGAGCCCCGUGCGCCGUCUAUUAUUUUAAGGUCUUUGCUGUCAGCUCUUGUUUUUGAGGGAAAUUCCGCAAAUUUUCCUCGUGUUUGAGGUCACGAGGUUUCUUUUCGUUGAAUGUCACAUAGAGGUCAUGAGAGACCUGAGUCCUGAAAACUUCUGCGAAAAUGGCGGACAACAAGUGUGGAGCUGCCGCCAGCAAACGCGAAAAUAUCCAGGUUUACGUGCGAGUCAGGUCCAUGAACGAAAAAGAGCGGAUGGAGAAAAACUGCCAAAAUGUGGUCGAGCUGAAAAACGAUCGCGAAGUGAUUGUGCGCGACCGCACCAACCUGGCCAUGACCAAGACCUUCACCUUUGACAAGGCGUUUGGUCCAAACUCCAAGCAGGUCGACGUUUACAAAGCUGUGGCCCAGCCGAUGAUCUCUGAGGUGCUCAAGGGAUACAACUGCACCAUCUUUGCCUACGGUCAGACCGGGACUGGCAAGACCUUCACCAUGGAGGGUGAAAGGUCAAACGAUGAUAUGACCUGGGAAAAGGACCCUCUUUGCGGAUUGGUUCCUCGAGUCCUGAGCCACAUGUUUGACGAGCUGAGGCUGAAGAACGUAGAGUUCACCAUGGCCGUCAGUUAUCUCGAGCUCUACAACGAAGAGCUGAUAGACUUGCUCUUGCCUGAGGAGGACAACUCUAAACUGCGUUUGUUUGAAGACGCUCAAUCGAAAGGGUCUGUGAUCGUACAAGGGCUGACAGAUGUCAGAGUGCUGGACAAAAAGCAGGUGUAUGAUAUCCUCUCCAGAGGUUCCAAAAAGAGACAAACAGCUGCUACCUUCAUGAACGCCACCUCCAGUCGAUCUCACACAAUUUUCAUGGUGACAAUCCACAUCCGUGAGUCGACUGAGGCUGGCGAAGACCUGAUCAGAACCGGCAAAAUCAACCUUGUUGAUCUUGCUGGCUCCGAGAAUAUCAGCCGCUCGGGCGCCACAAACCAGAGGGCUAAAGAGGCCGGAAAUAUCAACCAGAGUCUUUUGACAUUAGGCAGGGUCAUCACAUCGCUGGUGGAGAAAACGCCUCACAUCCCGUACCGAGAAUCAAAGCUGACGAGACUGCUGCAAGACUCGUUAGGCGGCAAAACCAAGACGGCCAUUGUGGCCACGGUCUCGCCAGUGCUGGCCAACUUGGAGGAGACCCUGAGCACCCUGGACUAUGCUCACAGGGCCAAAAGCAUAACCAACAGACCGCAGAUCAACCGGCGUCUGUCCAAGCAGGCCUUCAUCAAGGAGUAUGACCAGGAAAUCGAGCGUCUCAGGAAAGACCUGAUAGCCCAACGAUCAGGUGCAGGAAUCUACGUUGACCCGGAGAAUUACAAAGAGAUGGAGACAAAAAUCGAGCGACAGGACGUAGAAAUACUGGAGAAGAUACAAAUCAUCAGAUCUCUGGAGGAGGAAAGAGAGAAAAGAGAGAGUGUGGUUCAAGAUCUGAGUGAGAAGUUAGAGGAAACGACAGAAAGGUUGGAAAGGACGGCUGCCAACCUUGCCAUCACUGAAAGGAAUCUAGACGAAAAAGAAGUUCUUCUAGACUACCACCUCAACACAGAAGAGAAUUUGAAAGUGGAAACUGGCAAAUUAAUCAGUGUCACAGACGAGACUACCAGAGAUCUUGAGAAGACGCAUGACGCCCUGGAAAGAACCAGAAAUCUUGAGGCGAAAAACACUCAGGCAUCCGCCACUUUCACCUCCAAGAUGGACAGCCUGCUGAAGUUGGCCAAAAGUGAGUCGGUGUCACACUGCGAGAAUCAACAGACGCAAAUCUCCAAUCUGGAGCGCUGCACCUCAAAGUUGGAGGAGUUGCAGAUGCAGACAAUCACGGCCAUGCGGGACGAGUUCCUCUCAUUGAAGGUGGACCUGACGGCGCAAUUCCAACAGGCUCGUCAGAAUCUUGUAUCCAACGGCAAGGAAAUCGAGCAGCUUGAAACACAAAUCGCUCAGGCUGUCACUUCGACGAACGAGGAAAUUGUGGAAAUGGUCAAGAGCAAUGCCGCUGAACAGCUGGAGGCGUUGGCUGCCAUCAAUUUGCGGCUUCUGCAGGAAAAACUGGCGCAGCACCUGCAGACGGUAAUUGAAUCAGUGACCAGCGCCUUUGAAGAAAGCAUCCAAGAUGCCAAACUGCAGGCCGAUGAAGUGAGCAAAACUUGGAUUUCACUGGAGGAGAAGAACAACAAGCUGCAGAGAGACUUGAUUGGAGAGCAAACUAAAGUUAGGGAGCUAAAAGCUGAGUGUGCAGAGAAAGCCAACAAAACCCAGGAUUAUUGGUCGAUUUGGUCGUCGACUGUUUCCCACAUCCAGAAGCUGGUUUUGGAAGGCAGCUCCAUGAGUUUGCAGGACUUCACUAACCUUGAACAGCAGUGUAAUGCUUUUGAAGAAAACUUGAAAACUCAUACAGGCAGCGCUGCAGAAAUUAGCCAAGAGAUCAAUCGAGGCGCCCAGAGCACCGCCAGUCUCAGUUCAAAAAACAUGGAGAAUCUGAUGGAGAAAUACACAAACGUGAACAAGACCCUAGCCAAGCAGAACAGAGAGGCCCAGGGUGAGGUUGCUGCUGCAGACUCCACCCUUGCCCUUGCCUCAGACCUGAUCAACUCGCAGGCGCAGGAAGUACAAAUCUCUCUUCAAAACGCUGUGUCUGACUUCAAGUCAAGCUCGUCCUCCAAGAUGGAAACUCUGGCCAGUCACAUUUCAGCUCAGGACGCCUGUCUACAAAAUGCUGAGGCCGCUGUUCAGACAAAGGAACAACAGGUGGCUGCAAUGGCCGCUCAAAAGGGCCAAGAACUGGAGGAACAAAAGCUGGUGUCCAGACAAGAGCUGGAAAUGAUGCAGCAAGUGGCCGUCGAGGGCAGGGAGGUGGCCAAUGGUUACAUCGACAGCAUUGGGCAGGUGGCCGUCACCUUUGUCAACUCGGAGCUGACCAAAUACGCCCCAACUGGAGCCACCCCUGCUAGACAGGAACGCGAGUACCCUCGGCAGCUCAAGUUCUCCUCACCAGCCCCCAGAAUCUUGGCCAGGCACUACGCCGAGUUGGCCAAGCACUACGCCGAGUUAGACAGACAACAAAAUCAAGUUCCAGACAGUGGAUUGAACUCUCCCUCAAAUUCAAAUUCUUCCACAACCACUGGUUCAUCUGAUGUGGAGAACCGGCUACAAGAAGCUGCUGUGAAUUUGGUCAAAAAUUUGGAGCAGUCUCAGGAACCUGGAAGGAGAGUGCUUGGAUCGAGAAAUCAGUAGCGCUGCCUGGAAACUUGUGAAGACUAUUUUAUUUCAAACUAAUUGGACUUUUAUAUGUGGCAUUCAUGACUUAAUGAGAAAUUUUGAAUGCAAUGUAUCAAAACUAUUUACUCUAAAUUAAUUUGUCUCCCACAAAUGUAUUAAGUAAUUAAUUGUCUGCAAAGCAGCUGUUUGGUACUGGCUAAAUGGAUAUAAGAUUUACAUAAAAACAAUUUUAGUAUAAAUAAACGAAACUUUUAAUAUGUGUA
Molecule: messenger RNA, 3532 nt
Organism: Neocloeon triangulifer
Lineage: Eukaryota; Metazoa; Arthropoda; Insecta; Ephemeroptera; Baetidae
Product: kinesin-like protein KIF11-B
Exons: 10
Coding region: 180-3284 (1034 amino acids)
Biological process (GO): mitotic spindle assembly; microtubule-based movement
Cellular component (GO): nucleus; spindle microtubule
Molecular function (GO): ATP binding; microtubule binding; plus-end-directed microtubule motor activity
Source: RefSeq, a predicted model, not a curated record